Betta splendens (Siamese fighting fish) is the source of this 3890-nucleotide messenger RNA. It is a transcript of the gene ncapg2, whose product is annotated as non-SMC condensin II complex, subunit G2. Gene Ontology annotation, biological process: mitotic sister chromatid segregation. Bases 152 to 3553 code for a protein of 1133 amino acids. The record is from RefSeq and is a predicted model, not a curated record. Gene Ontology annotation, cellular component: condensin complex; nucleus. Lineage: Eukaryota; Metazoa; Chordata; Actinopteri; Anabantiformes; Osphronemidae. The transcript is spliced from 27 exons.
GUGACGUCAUGACGCACGCAGCUAACGCUAUACAAAUUUGCGCGGUUCAGUGUUAUGAACUGAAGUUUAUCCUCACACUGCGGUUUGGUUACCAAACUUGUAAUAAAAGGUUUACUGGGAAUCGAUUUACAUCGUUUACAAAACCGAUAAAAUGUCCAAGCGGGAGGCGUUUUUGGAGUCCGCCUGUAAGGAUAAUGUGGAGGACUUCCUUCAUUACAUCCAGCUUCAUAAAAAUGCAGCAGAGCCUUUCAACGUUGAGGAGGUGGUGCAGGAGAUGCCCCAAAGCCAGAGAGAGGCUCUGUGGGGAAGACUGGCCUCUCUGCUUCAGGAUAUCCUGCUGGAAUUACCCCCUGAACACUGGGGGCAGGACAUGGACACGGAGUCAGCUGUAGACAAAAAACAUGUUAUAGAUGUUGUGGAUGGUGUGACACUUGUGGCUUCAGUAUCACUGAAGGUCUUACAAGAUGGGGACCUUUACACAACACUGCUAGAAAUAAUCCACAAGCUUCACGAUGUCCUGGUGGCGCUUCCUGUCUCAGAGACCCCUGUGCAGUGCAAAAUCCACAUACUGUGUGAGGCUUGGUGGAAAAAGGGUUUGAAGGACAAAGAAAUAUUUGGUCGCACGGCCUUCCUCAUCUCGCUGCAGAAGAGCUUUGUUUUGAAGAAACCAAAUGCUGAGAUCCAAAGAGUCUGGAAUCUCCAUGAUGUCCUUUUGAGUGUGGACUACGCAUCAGAAGGCAACAAGCAGAUCAACGACUUGUUGGUUCAGUGCUUUCACCGUCCUCUGUACAUUAGAAAUGAUGAUGGAAAGCGUUUCCUGGUGUUUCUUUUUAGCUGGAACAUUAGCUUCAUCUGGGUUAUUCAUGGCACCAUCAAAAACCAGCUGGAGUUUUAUAGCAAGACAAUGACAUCUCACAUAGCCGAGAUAUACUACAGAGCAUGGAAGAAGGCCACAGGCGACAUCAUGGAGCGUAUUGAGAUUGCAUGCAUACAGGACUUGAUGCAGUGCGCAAUCUCCCUUCAUAGAACUUCCCCUGUCCAUAGCAAAGUCCGGCAGAUUUUGAGCUAUUUUCACAAAAGGACAGGAUGUCACCAAGUGGACAAGAUGCUGCAUAACCUCUACAGGCCGAUUCUGUGGAAAGCUUUAUGUGCUCCUAAUUUUGAGGUGCGAGCAAAUGCCACUUUGCUUUUCACCGAGGCCUUUCCAGUGCAUGACCCAGAUCAGAACAACAAAACUAUGGAUGAGGACAUUCAAAGGCAGCUGGACACAGCGAUGGGUCUCCUUGAAGACCCUCACCCAACUGUGCGCACCACUGCCACUCUGGGGGUCUGUAAGAUCUUGGCUAAGUGCUGGGAGCUUCUGCCUCCAACAAUCAUCACAGACUUCCUGAAGAAGUUGGUGGUGGAGCUGGCAAAUGAUAUCAGCUCUCCUGAUGUUCGUUGCUCUGUCUUCAAGUGUCUGACAAUCGUACUGGACAAUCCCCUGAGCCACCCGCUGUUAGAAAAACUCCUGCCCACUCUUAAGAACAGCCUCCAUGACAACUCGGAGAAAGUCCGCUCAGCUUUCCUUGACAUGCUUAUCAAGGUUAAAGCAGUUCGUGCUGCCAAGUUUUGGGAUGUGUGCAGCAUGGACCACCUGCUGGCCCGUCUGGCUGUUGACCCUCCUUCAGUCUCCAAGCGUAUUGUGGACCUGUUUUUCAAGUCCUUCUUUCCUGUAAAUGAGUCUGAAAAAGAGUGGUCCCGUCGGUGCAUUACUCUCAUCCAGAUGAGUCCCAUGGCUGCCAGGAAGUUCUAUCAGCACGCUUACAGACACACGGCUCCAACGAACAUAAUCAAACUGAUGUUGGCCAUUCGCCGCGUCUUGAAUAGCUGCAUUCAGGUCGACUUUGACAUGACUGAUGUUAAUGACAGCAACAAGGAGAACAGUGCACAGGCUGAACCUGUCACACUGGGGAAGGACACUGCUGUUGUGUCCAGUCUGCUGGAGGUUGUAGUCAUCCUGUGGAGAAGUGUUGAGAAGGCUUUGAAACAAAAUGAAGAAGCCCAGAAGUACAUCUUUGCCAAGUUUGGCAACGUCAUGAGCAAGUAUUUCCAGACCUUUGAGGAUGAGCGAUGUACUGUUCCUCUUGUACAUCUGGCCUCGUUUAUGCCCCCAGCUCUAGUCCCAACAUUCAGCUGUGGCGUUCUGUCCAGACUGAGGAAGCUGGACCCAGAAGCUGUGCCAGCUCAGUACAGCCAGUUAUUAGAUUGUCUCUGCAGCUGGGGCCAGGCUGCUGACGUCCUUGAACUCAUCACUGACUGGCUGACUGAAGCCGUUCCCAAACAAGGGGAGAAGACAAACACUAGUCGAAAGGUGCGUAUCCUGGAGACGAUGGAGGCCAAGCCAGACCUGGCACUGACGUACCUGGACUACCUACUCAGCCACAGCUCAACCCGAGACAAAGUCCUUGCUCUGGGUCAGGUGCCACUGAAGCAGCUCCAUACUGUUCUUGGAAACUGGAAGUCAGUGCUGCACAUUCACCUCAACUCCAGGACCGAGGAUCCUAAAGUUCCCAGCGUGGACACUGCACUGAAAGCCUUCAUGUACUACGGUCGUCUCGGUGCACACCUGCAAAAUAAUUCCAUGGAGGGUCGUGAAUACCUGAUGUCCCUGGAGCAUAUGGCAGCUUGGGUGGCUGAGAGGGUGUUACCUUUCCUGGUUAAAGGUACCAACGCUGAUGGGAGGGAUUCAGAGAACUCACAACAACUGUCCUUACAAAUAACAGAGAGUUUCCUGUCAGUGGGCCGAGAUGUUUUUCUUGUGGGUUUGGGCGACGAAACAUUCAAGAGUCAAAUCCUCCACCUGUGCUCUCUGAUUAUCCUCUCGGGGGCAGGUUACCUGUGUAUCCCUGCCGUGCUGUCGGUUCUGAAGGAGGUGGUUGACACUUGUAUACCUGAGGAAAACCACAAUGAUCAGGAGGAUCCCACCACUGUCAUGCUGGGCGUUGUAGCCAACAUCUUCCAGAAGAUUAUAGAGUUGUUAGCCCGUCGCCUUAGGAAGGAUCAGGAGGAGGGAUUACAGCUGUGUCAGUCGGCUGAGCCUGGUCUGAAAGACUUUCUGCAGGUAGCAGAAACCUGGGACACAGCACCUCUCAGUGGAGUCUUCUCCACUGUGUUUGCUGUUGUCAUUGUGGAGAAGAGACAUCUGCUCCAAAAAAUUACCCAUCCUGAAGAGGUGAUGACUCCUGAGACAGUAGAGGACAUGCCUCCUCUAGCCAGGACCCUUCUCUCUAUCAUCCUCGCAUCACCAUCUGUUUGCAGGGCGUUUUUAAGGGAAGUCGGCUCAUCCCUGGACUCCGAGGCCAUCGGCUGCCUCAGCGAACUGGCUGCUGUUCUGCACAUCUUGGCUGUGAUCAAACAUGCAGGACAGUGUAAAGGUGCCUUGAAGAGCGCAGCCACUUCAGUCCAACAGCAGCUUCACAAACACGCUGUCACAGAUGCAGACAGCACAGGCAUUCCGAGGGUAAUUUAUGAAUCAUCUGUGAAGACGUUAAAUGAAAUCCUGGAUUUGUAAAUGUCUUUAGAAACAGGCCAGUGUCUUAUUUAAUAUUUGCUUUACAUGUAUCUUUAAAGCAGUGAGAAGUGAUGCCGCAUGAACAAGCACCAGUGUUUUAUCAUGUUGGCUCCGCACAACAAGAAUAAAAUGUGGUUUCCUAGAUUAUGCUGCAGCUGAGUUCUGCGUUUUUAAAUUUCAGCUCUUCAUGGUUGUUUUUGUUUGUUUUUCAUGUUUCUGUAUCUGUGUGGGUUUUUUGCUUUGUUUUGAUUUGACUGUCUGACUAUAAGCUCUAUUUUGCUGAACUGAAAAAAUUAUAUUUGUGCAUUUAUUAAAAAAUUAAACUACUAAAACAGUU